Messenger RNA from Dichotomopilus funicola, 894 nucleotides. RefSeq lists its product as uncharacterized. The transcript has 2 exons. NCBI's taxonomy places the organism in Eukaryota, Fungi, Ascomycota, Sordariomycetes, Sordariales, Chaetomiaceae. Bases 1 to 894 code for a protein of 297 amino acids. The record is from RefSeq and is a predicted model, not a curated record.
AUGGAUCCCAACAUCCCAGCUACCGAGACAAAGGUCCUGACCACGGACAAGCGCGGCCGUCCCCUCCGGGCAGAUGCUGUCGUCCUGAUGCACCGUGGGUGGGAGUUCCGACCCCAGUACCCGCCGACAGAACAGACCCGAGUUAGGAAGAUAACCAACCAGCUCAAAGAGUGGGCCAAGAGGGGAUUCCGGCCUUCCGCUGCGCCUAACAUCUCUAGGGACGACCUGCUCUACCUCCAGCAGAUAUUCCCACGGCUUCGCCGGUUUGGCGGCCAGCCUCAGCUACGGCUACGCCAGUGGCUCGACAUCCACCAAGACCGUAUUCAGGGUUGGCCCCUCGGCGACUUUCUCAACACCGAGGAAGAGGACCAGCAGCGCGGUAUUGAGCCUCGCCAGCCCGGCUGUCCCCCGGAAGUGAUGGAGGCCUGGAGGACACAUCCUGAGAACCCGAACCGUCAAGUCGGCGCUGCCCAGGCACCCGCGCAGGGGACUCAGCCAACACAGCGGGCUCAAGCGGCACAGCAACCUCAACAGACCGGGUUGGGGCAGUGGCAACAUACACUCCCAUCUUAUCCGCCUGGUCCUCUAUCUAACUACAGUGGCCAACUAAACUCCGCUGCCGCUGCGUCUGGCGCUCCGCAACACAACUUCGGGAACCUGCCGGCACCCACAGUCGCCUUCCCGUCCCCCAACCGCGGGCUUUUCGAUGCUUCACAGCAGCAGCAGCAGCAUCAAUCGCCACAGGAAGAGGUGCCGCUGCUUCGGCAGCAAACCAACGAUUCGGUUGCCCCACCAUUCAACCCUUCGUAUGGUCAAGAUAUCCCGAUCGCGCCUGAGCUGCUUCGCGAGCCAACCAAUCAUUGGGUACGGCCAAGAUAUCCCGAUUCCGCCUGA